Ailuropoda melanoleuca (giant panda) is the source of this 3892-nucleotide messenger RNA. RefSeq names its product S-adenosylmethionine sensor upstream of mTORC1 (gene SAMTOR). The transcript has 4 exons. Gene Ontology annotation, biological process: negative regulation of TORC1 signaling. NCBI's taxonomy places the organism in Eukaryota, Metazoa, Chordata, Mammalia, Carnivora, Ursidae. The coding region runs from base 156 to 1322 and encodes 388 amino acids. The record is from RefSeq and is a predicted model, not a curated record.
GCGUUUGGGUAAGGGGCCACCUCCGAGGCCGACGUUUCGGCUUCUCUGCCUCCCCCGGCUGCUGCCUCCGCUGCUGCCUCCUCCUUCCCCUCCUCCGUCAGGCAGGCGUCUACGGGGGCCUGAGGGGCGGCGGCGGCGGCGGCGGCGGCAGCGAUAUGGAGCCGGAGGCCGGCGGCCGAAGCAGUGCUCGCAGGCCCGGGGCUGGGCCCCCGAGCACUCCGCCGCCUCAGGAGCAAGAGCGGAAGCUGGAGCAGGAGAAGCUCUCCGGGGUGGUGAAGAGCGUCCACCGGCGGCUCCGCAAGAAGUACCGGGAAGUGGGAGAUUUUGAUAAGAUCUGGCGAGAACAUUGUGAGGAUGAGGAAACACUUUGUGAAUAUGCUGUUGCAAUGAAAAAUUUGGCAGAUAACCAUUGGGCAAAAACUUGUGAGGGCGAAGGUCGUAUUGAAUGGUGUUGUAGUGUAUGCAGAGAAUAUUUCCAAAAUGGUGGGAAGAGAAAAGCACUUGAAAAAGAUGAAAAAAGAGCUGUACUCUCCACUAAGACCACUCCAGCCUUAAAUACACAUGAAUCUUCUAAACUUGAAGGUCAUUUAACCAACCUCAGCUUUACAAACCCUGAAUUUAUAACUGAUCUGUGUAAUAGUAUGAAAAUAAUCUUCAGAUUCUUACUAUGCCUUGUUUUUCCCUUUCUGCAGAGUGUAUAUAAAUGUGACUUCCUGAACUUGCAGCUUCAGCAGCCACUCCAGCUUGCACAGGAUGCUAUCGAUGCCUUUUUGAAGCAGCUGAAAAACCCUAUUGAUUCUCUUCCUGGAGAACUUUUCCAUGUGGUGGUUUUCUCUCUUCUCCUUUCUUAUUUUCCAUCACCUUACCAACGAUGGAUUUGCUGCAAGAAGGCCCAUGAACUGUUAGUGUUAAAUGGUUUAUUGCUUAUCAUCACACCUGAUUCCUCCCAUCAGAACCGUCAUGCUAUGAUGAUGAAAAGCUGGAAGAUUGCUAUAGAAUCUCUGGGCUUUAAACGCUUCAAGUAUUCAAAAUUUUCACAUAUGCAUUUGAUGGCAUUUAGAAAAAUCUCCCUAAAAACCACAAGUGACUUGGUUAGUAGGAACUACCCAGGGAUGUUAUAUAUUCCUCAAGAUUUCAACAGUAUAGAAGAGGAGGAAUAUUCUAACCCUUCCUGCUACGUUCGAUCAGAUAUAGAAGAUGAACAACUAGCAUAUGGUUUCGCCGAGCUCCCUGAUGCUCCGUACGACUCAGAUUCUGGGGAAAGUCAAGCCAGCUCUAUCCCUUUCUAUGAGCUAGAAGAUCCCAUAUUACUUUUAAGUUAGUAUCAAUGUUAAAGGCCCUUUCAGUCCAGACUUCUAAACUAAUUGCUUACACUAAUCAGAAAUACUAACAUGAACUCAGUACUUAAAACCUGGGUUGCAUAGAAGAAAUGCAAAGGUUUACAGAGUUUGCUAUUUUUUUCUACUUCUGGAUUUUAAAAUUUAUUCUUAUAUAGAAAGCUUAAAGUUUCAUGCAAAGUGACUCCUGUCAUAGCAGAAACCACUGUUACUUUAGCAUUUAGCACUAAGAUAUCAUAGAAAGGUACCUUUUUUCUUUAGUGCUAUUGUGAAAAUGAAGCAUAACUUGCUAUGUAUUUUCCUUUUUUAAUCUUUUCAGUGUUGACUUUAAACCAUUGCAAUGAGAAAGAUAUGUAGAAAGCUGUAGCUUGCACUUUGAUGACUCACAAGUUAAAUGUUAAAACAGAGAUAGAUUGGUUUAGUUGUUUUGUGAUGCACUUAUUUUCUUUUCUAGCUAAAUUCUUACCUGUUACAGAAAGCCAUUUUCUGUUCAGUUUUGACUGAUGAUCCAGCAUUUCCUCAACUUUUUGGAAUUGAUCUUUUUCUUUUUUGCUCAUUUGGCAGCAUCAGACAUUUGGGGAAAGAAUUCCCCCAAGUAUGUAUUCUAAUUUCAUUAGUACAGUACAAUAAACACCAUUGCCAAAGUAGAAUGUUCAUAUCUUUCAUAUUGAUUUAGGCCUUGGUGUUAAGUAUAUUUAACUGUGAGAGUUCACUCUUACCUUUUUUAAAUUUAAGUUUCAUUUACAAAAUUUUCUAUUUAAGCAAGAACAAUACUCGAUCCUGACCUGAAACACCUUUGUGAAAGGGUUUGCACUUGUAAGAGUUUAUGUUCUGUCUAGACCAACCUUGUUAGGGUCCUCACCUUUCCAUUAAGGAGGUGUGCUGCACUACAAGUCUGGAAUUAUAUAGAAAAAUUUUAAAUUAACCCUCUGCUAGCCAUCUCAUAAAAUGGUUUUGACCUUUCGGUAUUCUAAUCUCUAUCAAAAUUCUAGCAGGAAAUUUUCUUUGAAUAUAUAAACCAUUAGUUGGCUGUGGGAAUUUUCCCUUUCCACAUUGAUAAAUGACUUUCUGUGUUUCUGAAUCAGAAGCAAAUGAUUAAGGAGAAAAAUAUGUCCAAACAAGACAAGAUUAGUUUAAGUAGCUAAGAACAUUUGGUCCACAUUGUCUUGUCAGCCAGCAAUUGUCAUGUAAACUGUCAUUUUUAAGAGUGCCACUGUGUGGAUUUUUUUUCAAGUGGUUAUUACAUUAAAAUUACCUCAUACUGAGGUUUUUGCACUGAAAUAUCACAGUUUCAGAAUUCAUGGUUAAUGUUGUGUGUGUGCGCGCGUGUGUGUGUGUGCGUGUAUUUUUAAAGGAAACUUGCAUUUUCAAUAGUUGAUCCUAAAUUUCAUAAACUGCACCUCUUUGCUCUGGUAAAACUGAUGUUUUUGUGCUUAUUGUGAGUUGCUGUAGUUAACUUCAAACGUCAAAUUUUAUUUAGAAAAGCAAAAUUACCCUUUAAGAUAUCAAUGUUUGGGAAUAUAUACCCAAUAUUUCAAAUUAAAUUUCACAUUCUAAAUUAAUGAAAGUAACAGGACUGUAAUUAACCUAAAAAGUCAGUUGAAUGAAUGCAAUAAAUACUGGUUGCUCAAAUAUGCCAAAAGUAACUUGAAAUGUUUCAUUUACUUUCAAUAGCUUCAGAGCCCUUAAUAAUUAAGACUGACUUUUCUUUCCAAUUAAGCACUACAGGUCACAUCUUUAUCUCCCCCAAAAGAAGGGGAAAAAAACUCCACUGUGUUCAGGUAACAGAACUGUGUUUUGGUAGUACCUCUUUUAUCCAUACUGCCGGUUUCCUUUGAUUUGGCUAAAUACCAUCUUAAGGGCAAAAAAAACAAUGUAUCUAAUUAAAGCGCUUUGAAAGUAAAUGAAAACCAUGCUUUUGAGAGGCUGAUGUAAGUAUGACCUUGGAGUCAGCCUUUGUGUUACAGCUAACAUGUUGGUGCUAUAAAUUCUUCUGAUUGUUUACAGAUGUUGAUUCUGCUUAUGCUCCAAAGUGUGCAUGAUGUAUUUUAAGUAGUACUUUAAAGGAAAGUCUCUUUAUAAAACCUACUCCCACUUAGUAUAAAUUUGUUUGGAUUUGUUACUGUAAAUUCAGCUUCAAAUUAGGUUGGUACAGGAUUUAAACUAAUACAUAUUCCACCAAAGCCAGUUUAACAUUUAAGUGUUAAAAUAGCAGUCCUGUGGCUUGGUGCCAAAUUAUAUAUGUAAUGACAAGAGAAGUUAACAGAGCCUUCUAAUAUUGAAUGGGUACUCUUGAGAAUGAUUUCCUUUGGAUAUAAAUAAGUUUUAAGGGGUCUCGUGUCUCAGAACAGGAUUCUCCAAAAUAAUUUGGGGUUUCAAAAAUAAAUGAUCAUUUAGUUAGAUUCUUCAGGAUCAUGACUAGAUCAAAAGUGGUUUAUAUCAUAGUUGCCAAAUGGUGGGAGAUAGCAUACCUGAAAAUGUAUGUUUGUGUUUGUUGUAUUUUUUCACAUUUUGUGAACAAAGCACAUUUAUUAAAAAUUUUAAAUUUUCUAAUA